Meloidogyne enterolobii is the source of this 1365-nucleotide messenger RNA. NCBI's taxonomy places the organism in Eukaryota, Metazoa, Nematoda, Chromadorea, Rhabditida, Meloidogynidae. The record is from the annotation of a GenBank genome assembly.
AUGUCUUUUUAUUUUAUUUCAAUUCUCCUAUUUUUCAACUUAACAUUUGUGUUUGGAGUAAAGAUGAUACCUGACAAACCUCCAAAUUUCGAAUAUAAAAUGGAUAAAAAUUCCAAUUUAAAAAUUGAAAAAAUUAAAAUUAACAACAAUUCAUUGAUGCCUUUAGAAAUUACUUUAAAAUUUGUUUCGAAAGAAUUAGGCAUUAAAUAUUUUUUUACACCAAUUGAUAGUCAAUGUGAGGAGGGUGUGAAGGACAAUCAAGAAAUGAUUAGACAAGAAGAGGAUUUUAAAAAUAAUUUUUCUUCUUUCAUUAAAGAAUUAUCAGUUAAUUAUUUAAAAGGAUUUCGUUUAUGUUCAAAUAUAAUGUUGAAGGAAGAAUUAAAGUUAACAACAACACAUUUUGUGAAACCUUUAUUUUCGGAUGAAUUUAAAUGGAAAGAAGAAGAAAAUAAAUCGAGAUUAUUUAAAAGAGGGGUCCUUCGAAGAGCGAUUAAAAGAAAGAAUGGAGCUAUUAUUUUAGAGGAAUUUGAGGAUAUUCUUUUUUCUUUUGUGGGAUUUCGGUAUCAGAAUUGGAUGGGAAAUUCUUUAGACGUUUAUGUUCAAGUCCGCGAACCUGGAUACUACAAGAUGCUCAUAAAUCGUAUUGAGGAUGAAUGUAACAUAACGAAGACUAGUAAAAUACAUGAGAGUGAAAACGAACUACCAAAAACUGCAGCAGUUAGCCUUCAUGGAAGAUUUAAACCCAAUGGAUUCGAAGGCGGAUUUGUAAUUUGUAUUCAAUUCGUACCAUCAUCAAAAGGAAAAGGUAUUAUAGCAGGAGGAGUAGAAAUGGUUGCGGGAGGAGCACAAAUGAUUGGAAAAACAGUUAUAGAAGGAGCACAAAGUGCAGUUGAGGAGGGGGCAAAAAUGGCUGUGGGAGGAGUGGAUAUUGUUAGGAAUACAGUUACUGGUGGAGCACAUUUUGUUGCAGAUACAGUUACUGACGGGGCACAUUCUGUUGUAGGGACAGUCUCAGAUGGAGCACAUCUGGUUGCAGGCACAGUUUCUGAUGGAGCUAGAAUGGCUAAAAACACAGUUGUUGAAGGCAGGAAUAUUAUUGGAGGCGCGCUUACAAGUGGAAGAAAAAAGAUAGCAGGACUCGCCAGAAAUGCUUCCACAAUUCCUUCUGGAAUAUUUCCAUUUAAUAAACGUGGAAAGCGUGCUUCAAGUUCUUCAUCGUCGUCUGCAAUUAGUGAAUCGCCCAGAAAUGCGAGUAAGGAAAAAUCAAAAGAAAAACGAGAAAAGAAUCCUUAUAAGAUUAUUGCAAAAGUACUUCCAGCAUUUGAAGAUGAAUUUAAGAAGGAAUUUUUACCAGAAGAGAUAUAA